Caenorhabditis remanei is the source of this 2208-nucleotide messenger RNA. RefSeq lists its product as uncharacterized. The coding region runs from base 1 to 2208 and encodes 735 amino acids. The record is from RefSeq and is a predicted model, not a curated record. Lineage: Eukaryota; Metazoa; Nematoda; Chromadorea; Rhabditida; Rhabditidae. The transcript is spliced from 16 exons. Gene Ontology annotation, cellular component: membrane.
AUGAAAGCGACACAGUGCAUAUUUUUAUUGAUUUUCUUGGAGGUCGUCAAAAGUCAAUUACCUCAAGUAAUACCGGCAAAAUGGGAUGUGAUGUACGGAAAAGAAACUGGAAAGAACAUGUCGCUGACUAUAUUUCGAUUCAAAGUUGAAGAAAAGUACUCAGUGGCAAGGAUAAUCAUGAGUUGCAACGAAAGCACCGAGCACAACCCUCUACUAGCGGUCUUUCGAGAGAAACUGGCUGUAUUGAGCUUACAAGUACCCCUGAUUGUCGACAACUACGAAUAUAGCCAAGUCGCCCGGACACUAUGCCCGUUUACCGAGUAUAAAGAAGGAGAAGCGUUCACAGUGGAAGUUACAAGUGCUCAGCCGGUCCGUUACAACUUCCGUGCAGAACUUGUCAAGAAUUUUUUUUUGUACAAUAAUGGGAAGCGACUAGUGACAGCAAGUGCGUCUGAACCGGUGUACCUACGUUAUGAUAUUCCGGAUGAUGUAGAUUCAGUCGCCGUUCACGUCGAUUCAAACUCCACAACGUGCAUGACGGUUUCAGUGCAAAAAAUCGGGUGUCCAGUGUUUGACCUACCGGACAACGUGAAUUCGAUGGGACUACAUCAGACAAUGACGACAUCGGCAACUAUUCCUGUUGAGAAGUCCCGGAUGUCCAGUUUCUACGUAGUUUUUGUGGUCAACACCAACGACGACUUGUGUUCGGAGAUUAUGAGCAUCAAACCUAACCUUUUCGACUACACAAUUCCAAUUGUCUUCUGGGCUUGUGUCCUUCUGCUGGUCACUAUCGUGGUUUUCGUCUACCACUACUUCGACGGGAUUUGGGAACGAAGAUUUUUGUCAAGAGCGUACACCCAUUUGGAGGAUGAUGCACAAGAAGAGCGGAUUAGAGAUUUCUACGAUUUCAAGCGAAUGUCAGAGGAUGAUGACUUGAAGGACUACGAUCUGCUUACGGAUUGCAAAGAUAUGAUGGUCGUGAGAGCAAAGGCGAGCCUCACUGUCGCAGACCUAUCAAUGACUCCAUAUGAGCUACGAGAACAGAAGUAUGAUGUAUAUAAAAUUGCUCUCGCCAUCAUCGGAAUCUUCUACAAUAUCACAGUCCUCCAGCUGAUCAUCAGUAAAGCAGGAAGUCUUCGACAGUCUGGUGACUUGGACGAAUGCACGUUCAACUUCCAGUGCGCGAGACCUCUCUGGUAUUUCGUGGCUUUUAAUAAUGUUGUUAGUAAUGGUGGAUACGUGUAUUUUGGAUUAUUGAUUAUUGUGAUGAACUAUUGUCGUGAGAGGAGUUUCCGACGACUGUUUGCAGUACAACCAGCGCUAGCUGAAAGAUACGGACUUCCUCAACACAGUGGACUUAUGACUGCAAUCGGAUUGGCUGUCAUCAUGGAAGGGAUCUCAUCUGCAACAUACCACGUCUGCCCGAAUAACAUCAAUUAUCAGUUUGACACUGCUUUGAUGUACGUCAUUGGAAUGCUCGGCAAGCUGAAAAUCUGGUCGCUUCGUCAUCCGGAUAUGGUUGUUAGCGCCUACCACGCAUUUGGAUUUCUCGGGAUAUUCCUCAUGGCGGCUAUUGCGGGAGUGUAUGUUCACAACAUGAUUUUCUGGAUUAUGUUCUCUAUCAUCUAUAUUGGAUCAAUGAUGCUGAUUAGCUUGGAGUUUUAUUUCAAAGGAAUCUGGACCCUCAACAUCCGGGAGCUUCGAAACUCUGUCCGCAUGGCUUGGGCCUCCUCGAGACGGUUGUCAUGCAUCAUGCCAGCCUAUAAAGCACGUUUCUUUGUGAUUCUGAUGUUAAACAUAGUAAAUACUGCAGUAGUUGUUUACGGACUUGAAGCUCACCCCAAGGAUUUUCUCUCGUUCCUUCUCAUACCGUUCAUUGGGAACCUGUUCAUCUACAUCAUUUAUUACAUUUUGAUGAAGAUGAUCUACCGAGAGAAGAUUCCAAAAAGAGCGCUGGCUCUCCUUUUUGCCGCAGUUAUCUCAUGGACAUGUGCCGGAAUUCUGUUCAAUCAACGAGUUUCGGAUUGGAGUAAAAUGCCUGCAAUAUCCCGAGAACUCAAUAAGCCCUGCAUAUUCCUGAACUUCUAUGACAACCACGACAUUUGGCACCUCUCAUCUGCAUUCGCGAUUUUUUUCUCCUUCACCGCAAUCAAUGUCAUCGAUGAUGACCUGAUGUUUGUGGUGAGGAACACUAUUAGAGUUUUCUAA